Poeciliopsis prolifica (blackstripe livebearer) is the source of this 1042-nucleotide messenger RNA. It is a transcript of the gene tmem167a, whose product is annotated as transmembrane protein 167A. The record is from RefSeq and is a predicted model, not a curated record. Gene Ontology annotation, biological process: intracellular transport; protein secretion. Lineage: Eukaryota; Metazoa; Chordata; Actinopteri; Cyprinodontiformes; Poeciliidae. The transcript is spliced from 4 exons. Bases 85 to 303 code for a protein of 72 amino acids.
GUUGACGUAAGAGACGUCCUCACUAGUGAUACUACGUAAAUUCCAAAAGGCAGGAAGUUUGAUGUGGCUUUGAUUGCUAUCAAAAUGUCAGCCAUUUUCAACUUCCAGUCACUGCUAACCGUGAUUCUCCUGCUCAUCUGUACCUGUGCCUACAUCAGAGCGCUCGCUCCCAGCCUGUUGGACAAGAAUAAAACUGGACUCCUAGGAAUUUUCUGGAAAUGUGCCAGAAUAGGUGAGCGGAAGAGCCCGUGGGUGGCCUGCUGCUGUGUCAUCAUGGCGUUCAGUAUACUGUUUCUACAAUAGCACAGUGGCCGGUACAAUUACAAAUGGAACAAUGAAGACAUGGACAAGAAAGGAGGCCUGGACUGUAUGUUCCUAGAAAGGACUUCCAUUGGCUGUCACUUAGAUAAUGUGUUAAAAUUACAAAAAGAUAAAGCCUAAUUUUAACAUGCCGUAACCACAGAGACACAGAAUGUGUGCGUGAUAGCACAGGGGUGCGCUGAUAGUCCCGGUCUGUCUAAUCCUCUCUGCAGAGCUCCAGAUUUGGGUCUGUGUUCAGCUGAAAUGUUUGCGACUCUGAUGCAGGUGCAUUUGCGAGGGGUGGGAAUCAGGAGUGGCUUUGCUUCUCUUAACAACUGUUUGUGGGAUAAAUUGAUACAUAGUUCGCCAAAGAAAAUUGGGGGAUUUGUGUUUGUUUAUAAUUGCAACAAGCUUAAAUUUUACACAAAAAAGAAAUCACAUAAAUUCCCAUACUUCCAAAAGCUUUUCAUGGUUUGUCUGGCUUUUUGUAUCUAAAGAAGUUGAACACAUUCAACACCAGUUUGCAAGUUUCUUCUUGUCCCGUAUUUAAAAAAAAAAAAAGUAAUCACUCAGACUGCAGCUAUUUAUUUUAUAAAAAACGUUUUCUUUAAUUUCUUAUUUUUGAUUAGUACUGUCUUUUAUCUUGGUUAUAUUCACUGUAAUGUCACACACUAAGGAGUGUUGUCAAUUCUCUUUAUAGACAAGCGAAAAUGCGUUUUCAAUAAAUUUUCUUUCAAUGUUG